CCCAGCUGACGUCAGCUGGCAGCCUCGGCUCUGCUCGCCGCUCCGGACACAGCGCCGUGAAAAUGCUGCUCUCCGUGCCGCCGAGGACAGCGAUCAACCCCUACCAUGGAUACAACAGCAGAAACGGCAAAAAGCAGGCCUAUGUGUCCUCCGGCCAGCAGAUGGCGCCACCCAGUCCCAACACCAACAGCAGCAGUAACAGCAGCAGUGGCGGAGGAGAGCAACUGAGCAAGACCAACCUGUACAUACGUGGGCUGCACCCAGGAACCACAGACCAGGAUCUGGUCAAGCUGUGCCAGCCGUAUGGAAAAAUAGUGUCGACGAAAGCCAUCCUAGAUAAGACCACCAACAAGUGUAAAGGUUAUGGCUUUGUGGAUUUCGACAGCCCAGCUGCAGCACAGAAGGCUGUCACUGCGCUCAAGGCCAGUGGAGUGCAGGCUCAGAUGGCCAAGCAACAGGAGCAGGACCCCACAAACCUGUACAUCUCCAACCUGCCACUGUCCAUGGACGAGCAAGAGCUGGAGGCCAUGUUGAAGCCUUUCGGUCAGGUCAUCUCCACCCGCAUCCUUCGCGACAGUAACGGGACGAGUCGGGGCGUCGGCUUUGCCAGGAUGGAGUCCACAGAGAAGUGUGAAUCCAUCAUUCAGCAUUUUAAUGGCAAAUACAUAAAGACUCCCCCAGGAAUACCAGUGCCUACAGAGCCCUUGUUGUGCAAGUUUGCUGACGGGGGGCAGAAAAAGAGGCAGAACCUGGGCAAGUUCCUUCAGAAUGGGAGGCCGUGGACCAGGGAAUCGGAAACGGGCGGAAUGACAUUAACAUAUGAUCCAGCAGCCUUACAGAACGGGUUUUACUCGUCCCCGUACAGCAUCACUCCUAACAGGAUGAUGGCUCAGACGUCCCUGUCGCCCUACAUACACUCCCCUGUCUCAUCCUAUCAGGUGCACAGCCCGUCCUGGAUGCACCACCAGUCGUACCUCAUGCAGCCAGCAGGGGCGGUGCUCACCCCCACAAUGGACCACGCCAUGUCCAUCCAGCCCAGCUCCAUGAUGGCUCCCCUGACGCAGCAGCUCAGCCACAUGUCCCUGGGCAGCACCGGCACGUAUAUACCAGCGAACACAGCUAUGCAAGGGACCUAUAUCCCACAAUACACCCCAGUGCCUCCCUCCAGCGUCUCAGUAGAGGAAAACUGUGGUCAGCAGCAGCAGGUUGCUAUAGAUACGUCCACAGAACACACAGGCUACUCUUACCAGCACAGCAAGUGAAGUAAAGAUUCAACCCCAGAAUGGGCAGCUUGGAGCUGGAGAUGGGCAUUGACUCCACAAACUCCCUGGACGUCACACACCGGACUCUCACAUGGAAGACAGAAAGGAACGUGUUUCUCUUGGAAGACAAAAGCUUAUCAUGGUUGACGCAGCCAAAGGUGGGGGAAUUUCCGGGAAAGACGAAUGAUCUAUUUUGAUAAGUGGAAAAAAAUAUACAUAGAAAGAGAGAGAGAGAGAGAAAAUACCGCAAACCGACAAAAGGGGAAAAGACACAAACCUUAUUUUUGUGCACGUAUCAUAAAAAAUCCUUAUUUUUAAAAAGCUUCUGGAGUUUCAGAAUGAAACAUGGAAAAAGUUGCAACACAAAGUGUCUUUUUUAGUUUCCUUUUUUGUAAAAUAUGCAAACUUUUAUUUGCAUUUUUUUUAGUUGUGUCUGUUUUUGGACAUUUGGUCGGCUGCAAGAGGCGGAUUUUUGUACAGAUUCACAAGCUGAAACAAUGAAACGAUGCAUUUUUGUCCAGUUUUGCGACAUAGUAGAUUUGAUACUUCUAUUGUAUUUUAUUUUUUUUUAAUUGAAGACAAAUACAAACCAAACCGCUUGAAUCACUGCUUCCCAUCCGAGCCGUUGUGAAAAUCAAGAGCCACAACUUCAUUGUUAAAGAGCAUCCUGGAAAAGACGAACGUUCACGUUUCCCCCGAAACAAUUUUUCCAAUUAGGAGCAAAAGACAAUCACAAACUUUACUAUUUAUAUUUUAGCCGUAGUUCUAAUUUUUACCAUUUCAAUCGGCCGAAUGAAAACGCACCACGAUAUCGAGAACUAAAAGAUAUAAGUAAUUUAUAUAAGUAUGUAAGUAUUUCACAGAUUUAAUGUAACACACCCACUUCCAAAAGAAGACACUGAACCGGAAACAACAUAGUAUAUUUGACACGGAAUUGCUUAGCUAAAUGUAGGCCUUCUGCGUUGAAAGUAACGAUGUUCAAUGGUUUGAAAUACAUUUUUAAAAGAAAAAACAUAGUCAAUUCAGCCUACAAGUUUUGUUAACCGGCUUCCAUGUCAUUGAGGCUUGUAAGGGUUUCAUUAAAUUUCAGACUCACGGCUCUUAGCCUGGACUGGGGGCGCUCUGCCGGGAUGUCAGCCAGUGAUACUGCACUCAGCAAGCGGCUUCCUCAGGCUGCGGACGAGGGCUGAUUUUAAGCGGCUUUGUGUUUGUACUUGUCUGGUUUUCAUUAAAUAUUUCAUGCCGUCGGACAAGUAAAUAUGAACAGAACUGUGCAGACCUAAAAAAGCUAAACUUUAGAUUUUGAAAAAAUGUCAACGUGAGGAGAGAAGGCGAGCAGACGACAUAAAGUCCUCUGAAGCUGUAUAGUGGGGGAGGGAUUUGGGGGGGUCUUUUUUGUUUUUAUUUUUGCUUUCACAAUGCUGCUGUUUCUGUGUAUUAAUCUUCUCCUGUGACCUGGAUUUUUAAAAAUGCUUUUUUUCUCUUGGGGCUUUUAAUUGACUUGAUUUUUGUUUUUGUUUUUUUUUUAAUAUAUUAAAUUUCUUUCCGAUAAUGUAGAUCGUUAUUAGUGAAUAACACUCUAGGAGAUUAGCUGUUAGCCUUUAAACAAUGCGUAGGAUUUUGAAAUGAUGCUUGAGGUUUGUGAGUUUGUGCACAAAACUCAGUGUUUUCCCCAUUUGUGUGGGAUUUUUAUUCUUUUGUAAUAGUUUAGAUUCUUUAUCAGUCACAUUUGGAACCAAGCCUCGUUUUCAGUAGGGUUACCUCCGUCUCAGGCGUUUAUGCAGGUAAAGGUGAAACAGUCGCAUGUUUCUAAGGUUUCUUGGAGACCGUGACAUUUCCAGAUGACAUCCUAGUGGAGAUCCAGAUGUUGCAGUACUGGUACUAAAUUCAGGGCGCAAAAUUCCAGCAUACAAAUUUAAACCUAGAAACUUGAUUCGAUUAGAUUGCUAUGGAUAUGUUUUAUGCCACAACUGUGCAAUGUACAAAAGCGUCAUAUAAAAAAAUGAAUUAAUGUUUCACUCCGAGUUUAUUCUAUUUGUGGAAUGUUAAAACAUCCAAAUCACUGAGGUCUUUUGUGGUAAUUUGGCCUUUUCCUGUAAUAUUAAAUUUUGUAGCUUCCUUUCUUCAAUUUAGUAGAAAAAUGUUGCUGGCCAAUUUUUUUUAUAUCAGGAAAUACUUGACUUUUUUCACAUUUGGAUAGAUUUGGGGCUUUGACUGAUUUUUCUACAAGGGACUUUGUCUGUAUUUACAGUAUGUACAGUACAGUGUCUCAUAUCUACUGACUACACAAGCUGCAGCUCCUUCUGCGUAAUAUUAAACCCUUGGGUCAAUUAAAUCUGACCAAGGACCAAGACAUACAAGUGACUGUUGGCUGAGCAAGCAGUAAGUGGUGUUCUUUGAUUGUUUGAUCGUGACUGAAAGGCUGAAAGAUUUUACUCUGCGUUUAAAGAGGGACGUUUAUCCUUUGGGAUCAGCGUUUAAAAAAAACAACAGAAAAAUGCAUUUAGGACUCACAAGGAAUGGAAAGAUAAGCCAUCCAAUCCCAGGGAGCCAUUGGGUUGAUGAUGUAAUCUUAAAUUAAACAUUGUUGAAGGACACUUUCUUUAAGGUAGAAGAUGAACUGAGUGUAAAGCCAAGUCUCACUCUGAGCAGGAGGCCGGCUCCACUCUGACUGCCUCUGUCCGUCAGUGAUCUCAUUCUCCCGGAUUCGGGAUCCAGUCCUUCACUCGCUGUCCGCUGGCGUACCCUCUGAGUCUCGGUAUGGAAUGUGAUCUCAUUCUCCCGGAUUCGGGAUCCAGUCCUUCACUCGCUGUCCGCUGGCGUACCCUGAGUCUCGGUAUGGAAUGUGAUCUCAUUCUCCCGGAUUUGGGAUCCAGUCCUUCACUCGCUGUCCGCUGGCGUACCCUGAGUCUCGGUAUGGAAUGUGAUCUCAUUCUCCCGGAUUCGGGAUCCAGUCCUUCACUCGCUGUCCUCUGAGUCUCGGUAUUGAAUGUGUGGCUGAUUGUUGCUUAAGACAAGUGAAAUAAUCACCUUCUUAGAAAGUUACUGAUACUUUAACAUAAAAGGGGCCAGUGAACCUGUAAAGGACAAUUUAGAUCAAUGGAAAUGGGCAGACAGAUGAGGAACCGGAUGGGUCAGUUGGUUUGGUCACGUUUACACGUGAAAAACAGCUGCAUGCUUUCAGGUUUAUUUGCAUUUCUGUACAUAUUCAGACUAAUUUACCCUGAUUCUGUCUAAGCAUUCGGACUCUCCUCCUAUAUUUAGCUGUGUUUUUUCCCUGUAUCACUUUAAUUGUGUCUGGUUUUGCUUGGUAAUUCUUUCGGACAUACAGUCAGUUCAUAUCUAUCAGAUGCAAAUGGCCUCAUGAAGGAAACUGUCUUUUUUAUCUUAUGAUGUUAUUUAAAUGUAACAAAUCAAUCCAGCCACUAUACUGAGAAUAACAAUACUGGUUUUAAACUAUGAAAGAACUAUUGUGCUUAAAUGUUUUGCCUCUGGAUCCAGGUUUAAGUCGAAGGUGAGAGCUUGUGGGUUAAGGCUGCUUAUCUUCUACCUGCCUCCUAGUCAGCAUAAGCUGAGCUCAGUCGCCAAACUCAUUCUGUGGCAUAUUUAUUGGUUCUUGCAUGUAAAAGCUUCCAUAUACCUCAAUCCCCAGCUCUCAGUAGUUGGUCUACAGGCAGUAGACUGUGCAUAUAGGAACAGUUCAGAUGGUUGUACUGGACAGUAUCUCUCACUUACCAGCCUUGGAUUUUAAAGAAAUCUGUUAAGGAUGUCCUGCGAUGUUCAUUUAGUCCUCUGCCCCGUUUGGUGCGGCUCUAACCUUUUUAUUUCAUAGUUUUAAAUCCUUUCGCUGCUAAUGAGGAAAAUGAGGAAUCAGUUUUGCGAGGCUCAAGCCAUAGUGGGUGUUUAAAUAAACCCAUCUUUACUUUCUAAUUUAAUUAAAAAAUAUAUAUUUUUAAAAAGGCAGUUUAGGGUCAGACACUUCUGUCGUGGUGUAGCGGGUAGCUGCAGCUGUGUUACGACGGGGGGCAGGAGACUCUGGUGGUUUUUACUGUAAAAUGAGCUCGAGUCCCACUGAAAUCUCCAGACGUCUAAAACUGCACUUGAUCAUUAUAAAAAACCGUCAAUGAUUAGUAUAAAUGAAUUGUUUGAAGAGAGUUAAGAGCAACGUUGUUUUCACUCGCAGAUCAGUCAGAAAUACGUGCCUUUGACAUUGCCUAUUAAAUGUCUGUUCAGAUAGCUGCAAUUCUCCUAGGAACAACUUUGACAAGAAAAUCAUGCUAUUUCAUCUGGCAAUAUUUAGUGGUUCCUGAAGGGUGAGCUGAACAUUAGGCGUUGGUUUUUACAUUUCUGUGCUCCUCUCCCACACCUUAACAUUAGCACACACAUUGCGUGUCACACGUUUAUGCACAUUUGCAUGUGUUGUACAUAACAGAUUUUGCAAUCAAAACGUUUUUUGAAAAUUUAUUAGGCAGAAAUUGCAGUAUCGAGUAAAUAUGAAAGGGAUUUUUGCACAAAAAUGUGGAGAGUGUUUGUGUAGCUCCUAUAGAGGCAGUUGUUCCCUAUUCUGGACUCCAGAGUCAAUCACACUGGCUCCUGUUUUGCUGAACUAGACAGUUUCAGUGUCUUGUCUUCCUUCUUUCACGUGUCUCCAGGACUCACAACCACACAACCGACUCAUCUCUCCCGCAGCCACUGCUCUCAAGCACUUUCCUUAUGUACACAGGAUUUCAUUUUGUUGGAACGGUUCCGAGAAAAGCGUUGUAGUAAUCAGUGGGUUAACUGUUCUCUGUCUUCCUGUACCACUGUUUCUGGUUCCUCCGUUAAUCGUGAGUGUGAGUGUCAGUGUGCACACACUCGUGCACCUUUUUGUUUUUUAUUACAGGGGGGCAAAAUCACAGCUUUAAAGACUUUUUUUGACUUUUGGUUUUGCUUUUUGAAUUUGAUGUGUCAGUUUUUUUUUUAAUUAAAAAGAUCUUGUUUUUCA
This is a messenger RNA of Brienomyrus brachyistius, 6246 nucleotides long. RefSeq names its product RNA-binding motif, single-stranded-interacting protein 2-like. Gene Ontology annotation, molecular function: poly(U) RNA binding; mRNA 3'-UTR binding; poly(A) binding. Lineage: Eukaryota; Metazoa; Chordata; Actinopteri; Osteoglossiformes; Mormyridae. Gene Ontology annotation, cellular component: nucleus; cytosol; ribonucleoprotein complex. The coding region runs from base 63 to 1262 and encodes 399 amino acids. The record is from RefSeq and is a predicted model, not a curated record. The transcript is spliced from 14 exons.